AUGGAACAUUUGGCUCAAGACUUGACCGUUGCUCUAGAAGAAUCCGAAAGCUGUGGCCCAAUAAAUAUCGCUAACGCUGCUAAAUGGGGCAUGAGACGUCGAACCAGAUCCGCGGGGAAUUUGCCUAAAUACUUUCGUAAGCAUUCGACUCAGCAAGAUAAAAGUUACCUAUCACACUUAUAUGUCAACAAACCUGGCGACAAUUCUGACGCCAGUUCGAGUAGUAAUUCCGAAACAAGAACUGAAAAGCAAAAAAAUAAACUAGUAAGCCUUCACCAAUCUGAUUCAGAUGACAUGUCUUUAAGUAUAUCCAUAGCUAAGGCUUUAAGUCCGAAAUCGUCGUUUCGCAUGCAUCCCCCCAUGUAUAACUUUUUAAAAGGUGUCAGCAAUUGCUUGGAAAGCGACUCUGUAAACGAGCACUCGCCCGCCCGACCCAACAUCCGCAGGAAGAGAAAAUUCAAACGAAUGAGUGUUGAUCAAACCCCUGUUACUCAAUGUGGCAAAAGGAAAAGGUCCCAACGAUUGGACGUGAUCGAUAACGGAAAAUCCAUAAGACACGCCACGAAAUUCGAGCCUUUACAUCCGAGCAUCGUAGAUAAAAUCGAGAAAUUCUGCCAUCCAUCCAGCACAUUUGACGUAAAUUCAAUGGAAACGCAGAGUUUCGAUGAAAAUUGCGAGGUAGCCAGCGAAAGUAGCAUCAGCUGGAGCGGAGGUGAGGGUCACGAAGGCGAUGAUGAACUCACCGAUUGGGCCCCAUCGUUAGAUAACGCAUCCGCAAUGGAUCAAGCAUUUAACGAUUCAGAUCCUAGAGAAAUUAGAGCAGGUUGUAGACGCCUAGGAGAGGAAAGACCAGGUUUCAGUAUUAACACGAGCGCCAAUGAAAGAGUGGCGAAAUUUCUUCGAGACUCCUCCAAAUCCGAGCUUCGGUUAUACGGAGCCGAAAAAGACAAACUGGGACAACUUGCUGCCUUGUACUCGUUGGAUUUGUGGUUCGAGAGUUCCAGUUCUUCGUUGUUAAAGAAAACGAACAAAACACCUUCGAUGCAGCCUACUCAAAGGCACCAUUCCGGACUUACUGCUGUGCACAAGAAGAUCCGUACGCAAAAUCAUCAUCGGAUAUCGUAG
Messenger RNA from Phyllotreta striolata, 1125 nucleotides. Lineage: Eukaryota; Metazoa; Arthropoda; Insecta; Coleoptera; Chrysomelidae. The record is from the annotation of a GenBank genome assembly.